AUGACAAUUGCUGAUACCGAGGAGCCGGUCUCAUGGUUGAAGCAAAACCCAAAUCGCCAAUCCUUUGCAUCAAAACCUACCUAUAACAAGCGUAUCUCUACCAUGGCUACUGCUGCUGUUGCUCAUGGUCAUGGCCAUCAAGAGAUAUUACCAAAGGAUAGGAGACCCGUAUCACCACCAUGGAGUAAUCCACCUACAGCGAAUGAUCGAGUAUCAUCCAUGAUCAUGGCGCCUUCACCAACACCAUCCACAGCAUCAUCAACACCUACGUCUGCUUUACGCAAAGCGGAUGGCAACGUCCAACAAUUUAUUCCUCGUCUCGAUCUCGAUCUUUCACCCAUGACCAUCCAUCCUCGAGACACGGAAGAUGAGGAGGAUGAAAAUGAGGAUGGGGAUAGUAGUAGUGGAUUGCAAUCACCAACAAGCAUACAAUACGUAUCGAACGAUUUAAUGGGCCGUGUUCAGUCGUUGGAAAGCGAACUGCAAACGGCAUAUCAACAUGUGCAUUAUCUCAAAGCUCAGCUUGCUCAACAUGAUCAAUCCACCCAAGCACUUGUUACAAAGCAUAUAGAAGAAAAGGAAAGCGAAAAGUUACGAGUCAAGCAGCUUACAGAGUUGGUGCAUACCCAAGAUUUGCUUAUCCAGCAGCUUCAACAACGCCAACAACAACCAGCUACAUCAAGCAGUGACUCAAGUAUGGCUCAAGAACUUUCAAAGCUGCGGGCGGAUUUGGAUACAUUGCAUUUUGAAAAACGUAGCCUUGAAACACGGAUGGCAGCCUUUUUGCAUGAAGAAUUGGAUAUGAGCCAUGUAUCUUUAUUAUCUAAUGACGAUGAUGAGCUUUUUAGUGUUGCUAUGGGAUACCGAUCAUCAACAGAGCAACAACCACAGGAUCUUCUUCAGCACAUGGAUCUACGACGAAGGAGUAGCAGUAUCAUUGAUGCCGACCAGUAUAGCAUGAUGACCUUUGGGAAUGCAUCAUCACACCAUCAUCAUCGUAGCAACAGCAACAGCGAAAAUCGACUUUGCAGUCCAAUGGGUCAUAUUACUUCCAACAACAACAAUAACAACCACGCCACAUCACCUUCUUCUCGUUAUACCAACCAUUCAACUUUGAAUUUGGUAGAGGAGCGUGAUGAAGAAGAUGAUGCUGUUUCUCGCUAUUCUUCAUUGUCAUCUUCACCAGCAACCAUGUCAUUUGCAUCACCAACAUCAUCAUCAUCCGCGAGUGAUCCUCGAUACUCAAUCCUAAAGUCGACACAACAAAUGAGAACUUCCUUGUCAUCGGUAUCCAGUUCUCAUUUGCCAGCACAUGCAGGCUCACCCACAACAACAAGUCCAUCUACAGCUGCAGCUGCUGCAAAUGCAGCUCGUAAAGCCGCAUGGGCAAGGAUCAUGAUACCACCCGCCACACCACCACCAAGCCAUCCACUUCCACCUCUUCCUCCUAAUGGUGGUGCUUUCCCUCUUCCUGCUGAUGAUACAUUGGAUGAUGAUAGCGAUAUGGAUGAUGCCUAUCCUGAUCCACGUCAAUCCCAUUCUCCUAGAAAAUCCAUGAUGCCACAUCCUCCUUCUGUUCCACCACUCGCCAUAUCCACAAGCUCCACCUCUAUUUCACAGCAACAACAACAACAACACGAUCCUGGAUUGUCAUCCGCUCCACCUAUCAUGUCACCUCAACGAGAAUCCUUGGAAGCUGCUUUGCAAAAGAAUGGUCGUGAAAGUGCUGCUACGGUUCAUUCAUCGGGUACAGAUGAAACAAGUUCAAGGGAAAGCAAGCAAAGCUUUUGGAAAGGCGUAAAAACGAAAUGGAAGAGGAAAUAA
Lichtheimia ornata is the source of this 1824-nucleotide messenger RNA. RefSeq lists its product as uncharacterized. The record is from RefSeq and is a predicted model, not a curated record. The transcript has a single exon. Lineage: Eukaryota; Fungi; Mucoromycota; Mucoromycetes; Mucorales; Lichtheimiaceae. Bases 1 to 1824 code for a protein of 607 amino acids.